This is a messenger RNA of Coffea eugenioides, 723 nucleotides long. RefSeq lists its product as uncharacterized. The record is from RefSeq and is a predicted model, not a curated record. The transcript has 3 exons. Bases 117 to 404 code for a protein of 95 amino acids. Lineage: Eukaryota; Viridiplantae; Streptophyta; Magnoliopsida; Gentianales; Rubiaceae.
GUUCUUUUCAGCUGCGACUGCAAAAGAGUGAAAAGACCCCUUCUUCAAGCAUUUCAGUGAAACCCUCUGGCUUCUUUGAUUUAAGCUGUGGAUUAAGGCCAGUAUAAUCUCCUAUCAUGGGCACAGAACAGACCAAAGACUCUGUUAAAGAGUUAGACUGGAAAAAUAUAGGGGAAUCAGUGUCUAAUGAGCCAGGUAGCGAACAGGUAGCAAAGAAACGUCUCCCAAAAAGGAUCAGGCAGAUUCCAGAUUAUUAUUUCCUUCCUCGAAGACCCCUCCCAUCUGCCAUUGCAUUCUAUGGUGCAUGGAUUGCUGCUGGAAUUGGUGCUGGUAUGCUAGCAGAAGUAUGGAUAAAUAAGAAGAUCAAAGAGGAUGGAGGUGUAAUCUGGGAGUUUGGCAAAUGAGACUCGUUGGAUGUUACGAUUAUUACGCAUCUUGGCAUUGCCAAUGUGCCUAAACAUUAGCUCUCCUUCCUUUUGAUCUAUUAUGCAGCAGAGAAGAUGGUGAAGACUUGAUUCUGACUUGUUCAUAGAUAAGGUGAAGAACUGAAAAUGUUGUAUCAAGUGAAAGAAAGGGCAAGAGAUUGCCAUUCGAAACAAGCUUGGCAGUGUUUACAUCAUUGAAAAGAAAAAUUAAGCGUCUCCUUUUUCUUUCUUGCCCACUUGUGAAUAUUCUCAAUGCUGUUUGGUCUGGGGUAUUAAAUUAAUCUCUUCUUGUUUUUAA